AUGGGGAAGGAGAAGACGGUGGCCUUGGAGCACGUGAAGAAGGCGACGGCGAAGGCGAAGGGGAAGAAGACCAGCCGGGGCGGAUCUUCAUCGAGGUCCGCCAUGCCGCGCGGCUGGAUCCAGGGCGAUUCGAUUCGGUCGACGAUCCGGCAGGACGACAUCGAUGAACUGGCCGAGGGGGGACUGAUCCGCCAUGAAUCAGCGCAACUCCCGGAGGACGAGACCGAGCCGCGACCGCAGGAGGAGGAAGUCGACGAGAAAACGGUGGAGCAGUGGCUGAGGGGUAUCACUGGCAACAAGGACAACCCCAGGGGUUCCAGGAGGAUCCCUCCACUCGACAACUCGUAUGAACCAGACAAGGCCCUUGCUGAGAUGUACUCGAUGCCCAACGGGGAGCAGGAGCAAGAUCCAGAGGGGGAGGCGAGCGGAGGCGAGAGAGGCGAGUGGCACUCUGAUGGAGAAGAGGACGAGGAGAGCGACGAACCGAGUGAUGAAGAAGUGGUCGAUUCCCCUCCUCGUAGGGAAAGGCGUUCCAAGCACACUCACGAUCCGGCAAGUAUCCGUGGCAAGGUGGCCGCGCAGACCGGUGCUGCUACCUCAGAGACUUCUGCUCACAAGAAUGAAGACGAGGAAAUGGAAGAUGCAGUCACCUCCAACCCAGCUCGUCCCACUGUCAUUGAUCUUCCGGACGACGAUGAGGAUGCUGAGGCCUCAGGGAAGGAGAAACAGCAAGGUGUCAGCUGUGCUCAGCCCUCAGCAUCGACUGCGCAGACUCCAGCUGACCCUUCUUCACUCUUUACUGCACAUCACGUCCCAGAGGAUCAAGUGGGCGCUGCCAAAGAGGCCAUACGUCAGGCGGGCAUCAUGAUGGAGCAGAUGAAGGUGGUCCGGGAGGCCAGCCAACCUGCUUACGACGCCAGCUCGGCUCUCCAGAGCAACGUCCAGAAAUCCUGCGAACUUGGAGCUCAAACAAUGAACCUAGCUCUGGCGCAGAAGGAUCCUGAUCUUACAGCCGCGCAGAAAGCAGCCGAAGAGAAAACUGCACUCGCCGACCAGAAGCUGGCAUCAGUCGGCAAACUAGAGGAAGAGAACGCCAAGCUGAAGACUACCCUGGAUGAAGCCAACAAGGAGGCGACUCGUCUGAAGAAGGACAAGAGGGCUCUGACCGACAAGAUUGAAGACAUUGCCCGCAAGAGGGAUGACUUGGAAAAUUAUCUGGGAGGGCUUGCCAAGAAGUUGUUCAUCAUGCUUGAAGAGUUUUGCCAAAACUUCGAGGAAGAAACUGGGCGAGUUGAAACAAGCUUGGACCCCAUUCUCUCUCUUGUGAAGGACGAAGCUGCCAUGAACGUCGCGGUGUCGCGCAUCGACACAGCGCUCUGGACAGGGGUGACGCUUCAAAAUGACCUCGAGUCUCUGAUGAGUCGACUCAAUGAGAUCCCUGGUCGAGUGUAA
Aegilops tauschii subsp. strangulata is the source of this 1452-nucleotide messenger RNA. Lineage: Eukaryota; Viridiplantae; Streptophyta; Magnoliopsida; Poales; Poaceae. The record is from RefSeq and is a predicted model, not a curated record.